AUGGAUGCUGAGUGGAAGUGGCUCGAUAAUUUCCCUUCGGAGUUUCAGACUAAUGCAUUCGAUUCAUCCAUGGCAGCUCCUGACAUGGUGUUUGCCCCUGAGCAGAAUAGCUCAAUCAUACAUGACUCAUCUUCAAACACUGACCCUAUGGGCGCAGCGGCAUCAAUUGUUUCAAUCAAUGGAGGGCCGAGGUUUGGUGCUCAGCUUGGAGUGUUUGAUAGCCCCCUCGAUUCCGGUGGCUUUUGGCCCUUGCGAGAACCGCUGGACAGCCAACCGGCUUUAUCCAGCGCGGGCCAGUCAGCGGUUUCCAGCCCUGGAGGGAAUAAUUCGUCAUCCAGAAAUAGAUCGAGGAUAAGACAUAAUCUUUCAAGUUUGCCUAGACAGCGAAGUCGCUACUCAACCAGACGAUUGGGACAGCAAACUCCUCCACUUGUUAUUUCUCCAAGACGCAGAACUCACGAUACUCCUGACCCAAUGCAGCGAUGGCAGGAUUCCCCACCAGAAGAUGAGCCAGCGUCCAUGUCAGCCAUCAUACAUGCUGUAAGGUCUAGUGAAGGGUCCAGCCCCGCGGAUUACCAGAAAUCAGGUAGUGACGUUUCUGGGCACUCCGGCGAGGCAUUCCGAGGUUACCAGAAUGCUGCCUCGUCUACCAGUGGCGAAAGCGGUGCUAGUAAAUCUUCGCGAAACUCGGUACAAUCGGAGAGAUCUGGUUCGGGAUCAUCUAGAAACUCUUCUACAUUGCUUUCUCGCAAAUCUCGAGGACGCGUUACAAAGCCGCGACAAAACAAAAAUGGAAAAGAAGAGCGGCGCAUAUUUUGCUGCACAUUCUGUUGCGACCGCUUCAAAAGCAAGUACGACUGGACGCGACAUGAAAAAUCAUUACAUUUGAAUCUCGAAGCAUGGAUAUGCGCUCCAUUUGGAGGGUCGGCUUUUUCUACGGCCACUGGAAGGCCACACUGUGCCUAUUGUCACGCCCUUGAACCAAACGCCGAACAUCUUGAAUCGCACAACCAUCAGAGUUGCCACAGAGAUUCGACAGAGCCCCGCGUGUUCCGUCGAAAGGAUCAUCUUGUUCAACAUCUGCGACUGGUGCACGAUCUCGAAAUUAUGCCUUUGAUUGAUGAAUGGAAAAUGGAAAUACCCCCCUUCACGUCCCGUUGUGGAAUAUGCGGCCAGAAAUUGAACAGCUGGGAUGAACGAACAGAUCACAUCGCCACUCAUUACAAACAAGGGUCAACAAUGAGUGACUGGCACGGUGAACAUGACUUUCCACCUUCUAUCGCCGCCCAAGUAACACAUGCUUUACCGCCCUAUCUGAUAGGGACCGAAUCAGUGAGCAUGGUGCCAUUUUCCGCAACGGACUCGAAUACCCGAGACCACUUUUUCCAGAUCUCAUCGAAUGCGGGAAUGAAACAUGGACCAACAGAGACUCAGCCACUCCAGGCUUUCCCAGAGAACUUUUCAUCGCAAUCGGAGAUCAGCUCCUUUACCCAAGUUUUGACAAUGCACUUGAGUCGCUACGCCCAGGAUCAGAUGAAAAAGGGCAUCGUUCCUACUGAUGAUAUGUUCCAACAGGAGUCUAGACGACUACUGUAUGACUGCGAGGAUAGCUGGAACCAAACUGUCGCAGAUAACGGCCAAUGGCUCUCCGCUUUCCGGCGAUUGCAUUGUCAGCCAGUGCCAGGGACCGAAGCUGAGCCUGAAUAG
Molecule: messenger RNA, 1707 nt
Organism: Penicillium soppii
Lineage: Eukaryota; Fungi; Ascomycota; Eurotiomycetes; Eurotiales; Aspergillaceae
Exons: 1
Coding region: 1-1707 (568 amino acids)
Source: RefSeq, a predicted model, not a curated record